Molecule: messenger RNA, 712 nt
Organism: Rhinolophus ferrumequinum (greater horseshoe bat)
Lineage: Eukaryota; Metazoa; Chordata; Mammalia; Chiroptera; Rhinolophidae
Gene: SLN
Product: sarcolipin
Exons: 2
Coding region: 169-264 (31 amino acids)
Cellular component (GO): membrane
Molecular function (GO): enzyme regulator activity
Source: RefSeq, a predicted model, not a curated record
CCCAGGAGUUCACACAGCCCAGAAGACCAGCCAGAGGUGGAGCCAGAAUUGGAGCCCACGUUGGAGAAAGACAGGAGAAACCUACAACAGCCAGGAGGUGAGGACAAGCAGGAGGCUCUGGUGUGCCCUGAGAAGUCUGCCUCCGGUUCUCACUGAGCCACUGUGAGAAUGGAACACUCCACCCGGGAGCUGUGUCUCAACUUCACCAUUGUCCUGAUUACGGUUCUCCUCAUGUGGCUCCUUGUGAGGUCCUAUCAGAGCUGAGACGGCAUGUCACGCUCCUGGGAUUGACUGCAACACUCCAGAGCUGCCUGCUGUAUGCCCUGAGAUCCCACUGCUGUCAUGGGAUGCCUUUCUCGGUACCUCAAGGCACUUCUGACCUGCACUCACAGUAUCUGAGGUGCUUCCAGUGUUAGGAUAAAUUGUAUGUUCUCUAAAGAUGCUGCUCUCAAGGGCUGCCAAGUGUUUGCCAGUGAGUGAUAGAUUUAUUCCCCAACUCUUAACGGCAAAUGUGUUAGACAAGCCACAAGGUCAAAGUGAAACUGGAUGCAUGAUGAUGUAGAGCUAUAACAAGCCCCUGAACCGUCUCACCACACAGCCCUUCAAACCACACUGCAACCAACCUCUAAAUCAUCCUGCCAGAAGAAAGAAAUGUUAGAGGAAGUCUUUGUCAGCCCCUGUAGCUAUCAUGUGAAUAAAGUUAAGUUAACCA